Molecule: messenger RNA, 1299 nt
Organism: Verticillium alfalfae VaMs.102
Lineage: Eukaryota; Fungi; Ascomycota; Sordariomycetes; Glomerellales; Plectosphaerellaceae
Product: cytosolic iron-sulfur protein assembly protein
Exons: 1
Coding region: 1-1299 (432 amino acids)
Biological process (GO): iron-sulfur cluster assembly
Cellular component (GO): cytosolic [4Fe-4S] assembly targeting complex
Molecular function (GO): protein binding
Source: RefSeq, a predicted model, not a curated record
AUGCCGUCUGCUGCCGAAGUGCCCCCAGGAGGACCUGCUUCGACACCCGAGGUCAAGAUCACGAGCCUGCCCCCUCUGAAGCCUGACCUCUUCGAACGCGCCUGGUCAUCGACACCUCACCCUACGCUGCCCCUUCUGGCUACUGCACAUGGCAAAUCCGUCACCAUCUUUUCUCUUGCUUCUCUCGCCUCACACAGCACCUUGACCGGCGGCCAUACACGAUCUGUCCGAUCCGUCUCGUGGAAGCCCAACCUGCCCCCGCACCAACUGUGCCUCGUCACGGGCAGCUUUGAUUCCACUGCUGGCGUGUGGCGCUGGGACGGUGAUCUUCCCUUAUCCGAGCAAGAAGCAGGCGCCUCACGCGAGACGGAGGUGAAGGCUGUAUCCCGCCCUUCCCGUGCCGACGCUGACUCGGACGUCGAUUCUACGGACGCCAAGGAUUGGGAGUUUACGCUCGUCCUCGAGGGCCACGACUCAGAGAUCAAGUCUGCUGUGUUUGCACCAUCCGGUGCCUACCUGGCCACAUGCAGUCGUGACCAGACGGUAUGGAUAUGGGAAGAUGUUGGUGCUACCGAGGGCGAUGAUGAGUGGGAGACGGUCGCUGUGCUGAACGAGCACGAAGGCGACAUGAAGGCUUUGGCCUGGUGUCCCGAUGUGCCGAAUCGCAACAACCGCAGCGGUGUCUAUAGCUCUGAUGUUCUCGCGAGCGCGAGCUACGAUAACACAGUCCGCAUCUGGCGCGAGGAUGGGGAUGGCGAGUGGGUGUGCGUCGCCGUGCUCGAAGGCCACGAGGGCACCGUAUGGGGCGUGCAGUGGGAAUCGAGGCCGAGGACUGAUGGUGCCUUUCCUAGGCUGCUGACAUACUCUGCGGAUAAAACCAUACGAGUUUGGACUAUGAGGCAGGAAGAAGACGAGGCCGCGACAACAAAUGAGUCAACGACUGCUGCAAGCGACGGUACCUUCCGAGGCGGCCUCGGCGGCAUCCCAAACACCAUGCGCCAGUCCUUGCGUGAGGAUUGGUACUGUUCUGAAGUGCUUCCAACAGCGCACACGAGAGAUAUCUAUUCGGCCACAUGGAGUGCAUCAACAGGCCUCAUUGCGAGCACUGGCAGCGAUGGUGUCAUAGCUGUGUUUGGGGAGGAUGAGAAGGCGGAAGUGGGCAAUAGGUGGCGGCUAUUGACCACAGUCCCAAAUGCCCAUGGACCAUACGAGGUGAACCACAUCACUUGGUGCCGUAGGUAUGAUGCGGGAACUGAGAGGAAGGGGGGAGGAGGAGAUGCUUGUCACUACGGGCGAUGA